CCUGACCAUAAUACCGCGACGACCCUCGACACACGUGCGCGAGGCCGUAUAUUGAUCACCCUCCUGCUGCUCCCUCCUCCUGGUCAACCUCCACCCGCCCGGCGCUGCUGCUGAAAGAGAGACGUACGAAGAGGGAGACGGGUUGGCGCAGCAGAAAGAGCCCCGCGUCCAACCACGGCAUCGCCUAUUGGAGCCGAGUCUACAUACGCCAUCAGCGGUGCUGCAUUCCCGUGCGUGCAGGACAGACAGCACAACUACUACUGUACCUCGCCGGACAAACAGCCUUGCGCCCGAGGGGAAAUACAGCACUCGCACGCAGUCCGCGCGCGUUUGUGCUCUUGCGCAACCCACGACCAACGCCGACUACCAGGUUAAGCCAGUCGCACCUGCUGCUUCUCGACAUUCUUUGCGCCUACCAUUUCUCGACGACCCUUCCGCCAUUCGGCCCGCCCGCCGGCACAUGACGAUACAUUAAUACUUGACGAGAUCCACGACGACAUGGCAGAGGACGCGAACAAGAUCUCCAUCACCAUCUGUGGUGACGGAGGAUGCGGCAAGAGUUCCAUCACGCUGCGUCUUGUGCGCAGCGAAUGGACGCAUGAGUACGAUCCAACCAUCGAAGACUCGUAUUCCGUGACGAGGAGUAUCGAUGGCACCACUUUCUCGCUCGCAUUGACCGAUACCGCCGGUCAGGAAGAGUAUCGGAGUCUAUGGUCGUCUUCCAACUUGCAUUCCGAUGCAUUCCUGCUGGUCUACGACAUUACCCAGCAGAGCUCUCUGCGCUCCCUCGAGUGGUUCAACGAGUUGAUUGAGCAAGAACGCGAGAGGCGACUCGAGCGUGGAAAGGUGCUACCAGUGUGCAUCGUCGCUGGCAACAAGUGCGAUCUGCAAGGCAUUCGACAGGUUGGUGCAACAGAGGGCCUCAACUGGGCGAGAAGUCGAGGCUAUGGCUUCAUGGAGACAAGUGCCCGUGAAAUGGUUAACAUUGAAGAGACCUUUGCUCUUCUCGUCCGUCGCGUGGUAGGAGCCCGCAAGCAACAUUUGGAAGGUCUGACACCCAAUCUGCCCUCGUACACAUCGAGAACAAGACCGCUCGACCCAUUGCCACCGUCGCCCAACGAGAAAGCACUGCCUGCGGAGCCUUAUUACCCUCACCAACACUGGGAACCUGGUGAGGAGCUCGGCCGCAAGCGUUGGUGGCACAAGCUGCGCGCGCUCAAAUGCUGGUGAUCUCCUCAUUUCGACAUGAGGCAGGCGCACCUCUACUUUGUGCCCCAGUCUCGAUCUGUAUUCUUAUCUACUCGGCCGCCGUGCUUUACGAACCCAGCCCGGCCGAUACGACAACCUGGAAAAUUUACUAAUGCUCAAAUUCGACAUCAUGCGGAUUGACCGUAGUCACGCCACAUCUGCGACGUACCAUGAGCAAGCUUGCACUCACAUUGCGGACUCGGUACCACCCCAAUCGCAUCCUGGCCCGCAUUCGUCGCGCGAUGAACUGCUUGUUCGCACCCACCUUCGAUUUACUACAAGACCUCUACAUAUCAGCCACACGGCUACAGCCCAGUGUCAAUGACGACUGGACUACGAAUUCCAUAUCAUCACCAGAGACGACCCAAAAACGGACCACAACCACAACGAGACUCUCGUCAUCUAGAGGACAUCUACAUCUAUUCACGAAAGAAUUGCGAUUCCGACAUCUGCGUCGCAUCUGUUCAUGCAUACCUAACGCACCGCAUCUGCAUAGUGGCAGGAGGAUCUGUCUUUGCAUCUAGCUGUAUACCCCUUGUAUCAAUAUAGUACAAUAUCAUAUCAAUGCUACG
Molecule: messenger RNA, 1820 nt
Organism: Cercospora beticola
Lineage: Eukaryota; Fungi; Ascomycota; Dothideomycetes; Mycosphaerellales; Mycosphaerellaceae
Biological process (GO): Ras protein signal transduction
Cellular component (GO): plasma membrane
Molecular function (GO): GTPase activity; GDP binding; GTP binding
Source: RefSeq, a predicted model, not a curated record